CCGCGUCGGAUUGGCGAUCGUCGUCGCGCGGCGACCAUGGGAUUUCCGCGCGUGGGCGCGGUAUUGUCGACGGCCAAGCGAAGAGAGAGCCGCCGAGGAGUCGCGCUUUAUUUACAGUCCGCGCGCGUGGACGCCUUCCGCCGUCGUUUAUAACCCAUCAACUCGCUCCUCGCGGACGGAUUAACCCGAAAAUAGCCGCGACAGCGCGAGCUUUUCGAGGGGGCACAAUCGGGGAAUUCGCUUCGCGGCGAGGCGUAGCGAGGAGAGGGAAAAAGAACGCGAUCGUAUCGGCCUCGCCGAGGACUUUGACGAUCGCCCCGAAAAUACAAUGCAGCGCGACUCUCUUUCUCACCUUUCUCCGUCGUGUUUCGCACGCUGUCGCGUCGGACGUUAAGAUCAUUAGUCACGGUACACGGGCUGGCGGCUGGCGAGAUAAUUACGCACGCGGAGCACACGUCACAACAAACUUGCUCGCAAAAUCUGCGUACUUGUUGAGAUUGUAGAACAACGCCAUAGCAGGUCGUCGGGGGCGCAACGCACACUCUCUCUCUCUCUCUCUCUCGCUCUUUCACUCUUCUUUGGCUGCGAAAAGAACCAGCGAAGCGUCGUCACGCGCGGUUGCGUGUAUCUCGGGUGCCUCGGCGCCGCGCACUUCGGACCACGACUGCGCCCCGACGCGCACUAAUAAUAGCCGGCGGCCAGCUCCGAAUUUUCUUGCUCCUCGAUCGGCUUUCGCGCAGUCGCGAUCGCGCGCGCAUUUUUCCGACGACGACGCCACUGCUUUUCUCGGCCGCGCGCGCAGGAGAGGCUACGCCGAACCGACCGACGCCGGUCCAGCCGCGCGUGCCGCUGCUCGCCACCGUCGUUUGCGCGCCUCCGUCCGACGAUCGCGCGUCAUGGCCGACGGCGCAAUCGCGCGAACGCGUCCCUUCGACGCGCUCCGCCGAGCCGAUCGAGGCGCGCGAAGCUCUUCCCUCGCGGGUGGAAACGCGUGCGCGCGGCUUUGACAACGGGAUUCCGGCCGCCUGCGGCACGAAUCGCUGCUCCUCUCCCGGCCGAGGGUUCGGUCGUGCCGCUGCCUGCGCGCAAUUGUCGCCUCCGUUCCGCGUUGCUCUCGCGCCCUUUCCUCGUCCCGAGAUCGCUGUCAUCCCAAUAUCGCUGAUAGAGCCGUUGUCGCGCGCACUCGUCUUGGCAGCGUUCAGCGCAUACAGCGCGGAAAAGACGCUCGCAACGGAUCAUCGAGUGAAAGUUACGACGUAAAUCGUUAAACGCGCGAAUUCGCCAAUGCGGCAUAGCCACGUGGAGAAGGGGAGCGAAAAGAAAAACCAGCAGAAAAGACGAGCUCGCAUCGGCGUGCACAUGCGUCGCAGAUGAUGAUGCACAAUGCAUCGCGCGAACGUGCUCGCGGCUCGGCGCGCCGUCAAAGCGUUUUUGAGGCCGCGCUCGGCGCAACGCGCGCGUGAAAAGCCACACACGUACACCGACACGUGUCGGCCAAAUGCCCUUGUGGAGAAAUGCCUGAACAUUGUUCUGCUGCGUGUGCCAGGGCGAAUCUCGGAUCUCGCUUUUCCCACAAAGAAAACGGUAGUGCGCUCGCCUGCCUCGCUGCUGCUGAGUGCGCGCUUGUCUCCCUCUCUCCCUCCCUCUCUCUCUCGCUCUCUGUCUCUCUCUCUUAGCUCUGUCAUUCAGGAUUUUCGUCAGAGCGAGAAAGAGAGCGAAAAGAGAGAGAGAGAGAGAGAGAGAGAGAGAGAGAGAGAGAGAGAGUGAGAGAGACGGGGCGCUCGAGCCAGCCAGAGCAGAGUAAGCAGCCAGUCAGUCCUGGCCAGUCUCUCUGUAUGUCUCGUUGGAGACGGACUCUCGUCAGUGGCUUGUAAAGUAGCAGCGGAGUGUCCGCUCUCUCUCUCUCUCCUCGUGUGUUAUGUACAUGGUUGUCUGUGAGCGAGUAAGGAGAGUGUUACCAAGUGUCCUGCAUUAUAACCUAAAACCGUUGCAACACUGCAAGGCUGUGUACCCACGCGUCGCUUAUACGAGCUCGAUAGAGAAAAGAACGGAGACAGGGCGAGUGUGCAGCAGCAGAGUAUUGCACAGAGAAGAGCGAGAGAGAGACAGGAAGGAAGCCGCUGCCACCACCGCCGCCGCCGCAGCAGCAGUAGCAGCAGCAGCGCAAGCGAUAAGAUGGCGUCGCGCGUGUCGUCGUCGUCGUCGCCAAGCAGGAAGAAGUAACUCCGGCCGUGCGCUCUUUUGAUGAGGAUUCACAGAACAGUGAAAGAGCCAUUGAAUGAUCGGCAUUGUGGAGAAGUUGAGAAAUCCUAAAUAAAAGCAGCACUCGCUAGAUGCCUUUGUCAUCCAGAAACUGCCAGGCAGGCUAUAAAUUGUAGCCUUAGUCAAAAGCUGUGUGUCUGUCUAGUGACAGUGGAGCAGCACACAUUUCUUUUUGGAAUUAUCACUAAGUGAGUCAGCUUAACACACUCACACACAAAAAAUAAGCAGCCAUGAGGGAGUUCAAGGUUGUGGUGCUGGGUUCUGGUGGAGUUGGCAAAAGUGCCCUCACAGUGCAAUUUGUCUCGGGCUGCUUCAUGGAGAAAUACGAUCCGACGAUCGAGGACUUCUAUCGCAAAGAGAUCGAGGUGGACAAUUCGCCCUGCGUACUCGAGAUUCUCGACACCGCCGGCACCGAGCAGUUCGCCAGCAUGCGAGACCUCUACAUCAAGAAUGGCCAAGGCUUUGUCGUUGUCUACAGCUUAACCAAUCAUCAGACCUUCCAGGACAUCAAAGCCAUGAAGGAGUUGAUAACGCGCGUGAAGGGCACCGAGCGAGUGCCGGUUCUAUUGGUGGCCAAUAAGCUCGAUUUGGAGCACCAGCGCGAGGUUGACACGGCAGAGGGUAACGCCUUGGCGCAGAUGUGGGGCUGUCCGUUCGUCGAGGCGUCGGCCAAAAACCGCACCAACGUUAACGAGGUGUUCGCCGAGAUCGUGCGCGAGAUGAACUUUAGUCCUGAAAAGGAGAAGAAGAGCUACUGUUGCUGCUGCGUGCUCUAAUACUUAAUGCCCAAUCAAACGAGCAAAACGAUCGUGACGAACAGAAACUGUCGGAUGCGCCGAUAGUAUUACGUGUAAUAUUAUUGUAAUAUACAUAAAGAGCGUGAGGGAUAUUGAGAGGAAAGAGAGGGGAUCUUGUUUAAAAAGAGAGAAUGAGAGUCGACCAAACUACGUUGUUGAUGAUGAUGCGAUUGUUAUAAACCAAACUCGAUGUUAGUGCUCACAUGGCCGACUCCCCAUCAUUUCUCCGCAGAGACGGGACGAUACACCUUAUUUGGAGAGUACACAUGAAAUUAUUGUCCGUCAAUUUAUACGCGGAAAAGCAUACGCAAUUACACAUGCACACACAUACAUACGUAAAAUACGACCUUGUAUAUCUCCUCAUAUACUAGCAGAGUCGCAUAUUUUUCUAAAAUGCUCGACACGUUUUAACGCGCAUAUCACACACACGUACAGCAAACACAUUCACAGACAGACGUAAACUAUUGUAAUCGGCCUUUCGGUGUGUAAUCUACCUGCGGUAUAUAUUUUUUACAGCGAGCAGCGAGAUUGUGAGAGACAGUUGUGUACAUAGAGACGAGGGGUUAUAUAUAGAUAUUAUAUAUUAUUACGAGGGAAAAGAAAAUAAGUAAUAAGAAGAUUGUGUCUCGCGAUAGAGAGAGGGAGAGAGAUAGUUCGAAAGCCAUAGACAGCGAGAAAGAGAGUCGGGAUUUAUCGUAGCGAAAGAGCUAAACGAACGUUGAACCUUUUUUGAGUGUCGAGAGGGUGAUGUAUAUUUUUUUCGGCUCGGCGGCUGGCAUGUAACAUGUAUUGUCAAUUUUCUCAUAAUAAAUAGUCUCUCGAUCGAAUGUCAAGGAAAAGGAUUGUAUUGUCAAUUAAGUGUCUCAGGUCUAUAGAAUCUUUUUCAUGUGACAACAAAAAAACGCAACCAAUUUGUAAAUUAUUGUACAAAACAAAAAAUGAUUUUUUAGAAACGAAAAAGAAAAGCAAUUGCCAGGCCGACAAUCUAGUCAUGAAAAAACGAAGUAAAAGGAAAAUAAAUGAAAUGUCGGUAGCACGGAAAGACACGAUCAGGCUCAACGUAUCGCUCGACUCGACGCGUCGCGAUUCCCGUAAUUUUUGUACGAUGUUUAGAUUAAAUAAGCAAGAGCGCAACAAUUUCAUUAUUGUUUUUCUUUUUAUUCUCUGCUACCCUUCUUUCUUUUCUCUUCUUUUUUUGCAACUAAUCGUGACACGCAAAGUAAAAUAACAAAUUAUGUAUCGAGUGGAUGGUGUAUAUAAGAUUGAUCGUCGACCAGUUUUAGUCUCUUUUUCUUUUUCCAUUUUCUACGACAGACGUAUAUAUAUAUAUAUAUAUAUAUAUAUUGAGAGAUGUGAUGAUUCUUGUGCAGGACAACAAUCGAACGUUAAUAUUCAUGAAUUGCUGUGUAAUGUUACUGAGACUUAGUAAAUGUUUAUUACUCGAUAUGGCAAGUAGGCGUUACGAUCCCGUUUCGUUUUUUUUUUUUCAAUUUUUUGUUUUGUCGCUAAUUGUAUAAUCAAUCAUUUCCACGGCAUAUAUGUACAUACACGCAAAAGAAUUUGUAAGGUACACGCGAAAUAACUGCGUUGUACUCAAAAUUUCGUGUGUACCUCGCGUCGUUGAUUUGUCAUUAUUUUCGGUUCAGAUUGGUGAAACCUGUAUAUAUAUAUAUAUACGCGAGAGUGAGAAUAAAAACGUGCGAUUUCUUUUUUUACUAUACAUAUGCGCAAAUCUGUGUAUAUUAUUGAUUUAUAAACUCUUUUUAAUCGGAUAUAAAAAAAAAGACAUUUUUUUUAGUGAAUUUACGAUAAUGCGAUGAGAAAACAAAAAAACGAUUACGAAAAAAUAUGAAAUAAACUUGAAUAAAAACAUGUGAGGUAUCAUUAAAAACACGAAGGUUGUAUAAGUGUCAUUUUCUACGAUGUUGAUCGUGAAUUUUUGCGAAAAAAAAAGGAAAAUGAAAAUAAUGAAAAACCGAGAUAUAGUUAAUAAUUAUUUGUUGAUGUGAAGCUCUCUUGUAUUUUUUCUAAAGGUGCACGAGAAAGAAUCUUUCCACUCGAGUUCUUUUGUACGAAUAUAUUUGCGAGAGAACCCUUUUUAUACGUGUCCCGAAACAAUGUUUAUUCUUUUUUCUUUCUCGAUGAAAAUAUGUCGCACAAAAACAAAGAUACUACAUAACAAUUGUCCGAAAAAAAAUGUACAGAUACAAAAUGAAGCGUGAUGAGAGAGCAGCUCAAACUCAUUGAUAAACAUAAGGACAGUCCUGUGCAAUAAUUGCGUUUUCUUUGAGUAUUGUGCCCUGCCUUCAUUUGAACAUUUGAUACAGUGUAUUACAGUGAAUAAUAAACUAUUAUUA
Molecule: messenger RNA, 5416 nt
Organism: Phymastichus coffea
Lineage: Eukaryota; Metazoa; Arthropoda; Insecta; Hymenoptera; Eulophidae
Product: ras-related protein Rap-2c-like
Exons: 2
Coding region: 2493-3038 (181 amino acids)
Biological process (GO): negative regulation of cell migration; Rap protein signal transduction
Cellular component (GO): plasma membrane
Molecular function (GO): GTP binding; GTPase activity; GDP binding
Source: RefSeq, a predicted model, not a curated record